UUCAGCUUAUUUUAUUUUUCCCUGAUGAUUAUUCAUAUUCAAGUAAUUUAAUAUUUAGUACCAUCUGGUAUUAUAAACAGAAAGUUGGCAAGCUUAUAUUACCGUGAGUGGUAAGCAUCUCUAAGUUUGUGUCUACAAAAUGAGCCAAUAGUUAGCCAAUUGUUAGAGAGAUCUUCCAUUGUUGACUAUUCGAUGUGAAAAUCGUCAGUCAACUGAAAAAAAUAAUUGAUCCUGAGUUCGUUAAAUUUAUAUGUGAAUAUUGUGGCAAGCUUGAGCAUUUGGAAAAGAAAUUUAUUCUAUGAUUAUUAUAGUUGUGCUAUUAAAAGAGUUUUAUUAAUCGCAGAUCGAUAUAUUUUCCACAGGUUGGAAUAUUUCAUCUUUCAAUUCAAGUGAACAUAUUCUAGUCUGAACAAGUCUACAGUUUUUCUCAAGGUUACUAACUACUAUAGUGAAGGUUGUACAUAUACUCAUCAUCGGGUAAUAGAUGCUGUCUACGAGAUUCGCCAACAAUCUUCAAAUCCAAUGGAUGCAAUAAACUCAGAUGAUAAUUCUACUAAACCCAACUCUAAUAUACCAUCACUGCAAAAUUCCGACAAAUCAAUGCCACAAAUUAUUAAACGUUUACCGAAAGAGGUAGUCAAUCGUAUUGCUGCUGGUGAAGUCAUACAACGUCCUGUGAAUGCAAUUAAAGAACUUCUAGAGAAUAGUAUAGAUGCUGGUAGUACAAUGAUAAAAAUUACAGUUAAAGAUGGUGGUUUAAAACUUAUCCAAGUUCAAGACAAUGGCUGUGGUAUACAUCAAGCAGAUUUACCAAUUCUAUGUGAACGCUUUACUACGAGCAAAUUAAAAGAAUUUUCAGAUUUAAGUAAAAUUUCUACAUUUGGUUUUCGUGGUGAAGCUCUCUCUAGUCUUAGUCAUGUUGCUUUGGUGACUGUGACAACACGUACAGCAAAUCAAAGCUGUGCUUAUAAAGUUAAAUAUCAUGCUGGAGUUGCUGUUACGAAACCGGUACCUUGUGCCGGUAAUCCAGGAACUACUAUUGUUGCAGAGAAUUUAUUUUACAAUGUACCUAUUAGAAAAUCUGCUUUAAAAAAUGGAAGAGAAGAAUUAUCUAAGGUGAUAGAUGUAGUUGCUCAAUAUGCUAUUCAUUAUGCUCAACAAUGUGGAUUUCAUUUACAUUCUGAAAGUGCUACUGGAAAAAGCUCAAUUGAACAAGAUUUGCGUACAUCUGCUGGUUGGUCAAGAAUGGAUGCAGUACGUGCUGUGAUUGGUUUAUCUAUGGAACAGAAUUUAAUCUCUUUCACUAGUUCCCAAUGUUCAUCAUCAGAAUCGACACGUUUAGCUAUAGAACGUUAUGGUCUACGCUAUGAAGGUUUAUUGACUGCACCAAAUCAAGUUUCUUCAGGUGUAAAUCCAUCUUUAAAAUUUAAUCUAUUCAUUAAUAAUCGUCUAGUUAAUUGUACAUCAAUAAAACGUAUUGUUGAAUGUGCUUAUUCAUCAGUGAUUUCACGUACUCUAUCAUGGAAUUCAAUGGAUCAAGAACGACAAAGAGUAAUCAAUAAGAAAUCUACGCAUUCAAAUAUAAUGUUUAAAUCGUCAACAUGUCAUUCAUUAUAUGUUUAUUUAAAUAUUCAAUUACCUGCGCAUACUUUAGAUGUUAAUGUACAUCCAACUAAAGCUGAAGUGAAUUUUCUUCAUGAGGAUGAAAUAGUGAAUGGACUACAAGAUGCCAUUGAACAUGCCUUAUUAUCAUCGGCACAAAUUCGAACAUUCAUUAGGAAUUCUUUGCCAACAUCAAUUAAUUUUAAAAAUUCCAAAGAAUUAACUAUCCCAAAUGAUAAAUCAAUAGAUCACACUUCUAAAGAUUCGCAUACUACACCACAACUUGUUUAUAGACCACAUGAAAAAGUACGCAUUGAUAUACGUGAACAACAACUUGAACGUUUUCUAUCACCUCAGUCAAAUUACAUCAGUAAUAAUAAUAGUAAUACAGAGAAUAAUAAACAUAAAUUAUCACGUGAUAAUGGUAGUAAUAAUAAUAAUAAUAAUGAUUCAUUGAAAAAAUCCAUUGCGGAAAUGAGUCCAGAUAUUGAAGUGGAUUCGGAUGAAGCUGAUGAAAUAUUGAAAUCUAAUUUAUUACAAGAGAAUAAUUCUUUGAAUGAUUACAAUGAAUUGGAUAGAAGAAGCACAAUAGAAGUCACUGAUGACCAAUGCAACUUAAAUCAUAACAAACAAGAAAAGUAUUCAGAAGAAAAUGAAUUAACCACUCCAACUGAGAAAAGUUUACAAUCAUUCACUAGUAAUGAGAUGAAUGCUGAUAUCACUGCUAAUUUAACAUCUAAGCCAUUAAUAAAAUCCGAUACAAAUUUAUUAUCUUCACAAAAUACUACUACUAAUACCACGGAUGAAUUACUUAAAAAAUCUAAUACACUUUUAAAUUAUUCAACUAGUAAUAAUAAUAUGACAGAAUCAUCAAAACCUCGUCAUCGGACAGUCUAUUUAAUGAGUAUUCUUGCAUUAAAACAUACUUUAGAAAGUGAUAUAGAUCAAUCAAUCAAAACUACAUUACGUUCAUGUAAAUUUAUUGGUUUUAUUGAUGAAACAAGGUGUUUAGCUCAACAUCAUACAGAAUUAUUGCUGAUACGCUUAAAACCAUUAAGUCAAGCAUUAUUCUAUCAGUUAUUAUUAACAAAUUUUGGCAAUCAUGGAGAAAUAAUACUUCGUGAACCAGCUCCAUUAGCUGAUCUUUUAUCUAUAGGACAUGAAUAUCUACGACAAUCAUCACGUAAAUUAUCUCAUCUCAAUUCAUUGGAAUUUAUUCAAGAAGCUACUGCUACUCUUGUUAAGCAUGCAUCUAUGCUAUGGGAUUAUUUUUCAAUUAAAAUAACUAUCGAUUCCAAUGGAAAUCAAGUACUGACUGGAAUUCCAUUAAUUAUAGCUAAUUAUAUUCCUGAAUUAAGUCAACUUCCAAUUUAUAUAACAAAACUAGCUACACAAGUUAGUUGGUUAGUGGAAUCAGUUUGUUUUGAAAAUAUUUGCUGUAUUACAGCUGAUUUCUAUUCAGUAUCAUCAUCAUUAUUAUCAUCAUCAUCGAAUUUAUUCAAAAUGAAUUCUCCGUUGCCGAAAUCGCCUAAAUCACCCACUGUGGAUGAUGAAUCAGACAAAGAGAAUACUGUAUCAUCACAGUCCUCGUCAUCGUCAUCAUCAUCUCGUGAAUGGAUGAUUCAACAUAUACUAUGGCCUAUUUUAUGCACUUCUUUCUUACCUAGUCGAAAAUAUCCCAGCUUCAAUUUCGAUGAUUAUGAGAGCAACAAUAGGCCAUUGUGUUUACAGUCAUGUUUCAUUCGUCUUACUUCAUUAACAGAAUUAUAUAAAGUAUUUGAACGUUGUUAGAUUAUCAAAUUGGGUUGUUUGUUUGUUUGUUUGCUUGUUAUCCGUUUUCCAGGUUUUAUUUACUCUGUUGUUAUUUGAAGAGAUUCAAAUUAU
Molecule: messenger RNA, 3486 nt
Organism: Schistosoma turkestanicum
Lineage: Eukaryota; Metazoa; Platyhelminthes; Trematoda; Strigeidida; Schistosomatidae
Source: the annotation of a GenBank genome assembly